This is a messenger RNA of Closterium sp. Naga37s-1, 3111 nucleotides long. The record is from the annotation of a GenBank genome assembly. NCBI's taxonomy places the organism in Eukaryota, Viridiplantae, Streptophyta, Zygnematophyceae, Desmidiales, Closteriaceae.
AUGUACGUUUGUCCUUCUCCCCCAACCCCCCUUGCACCCACUCCGCUUACUCUCCCCGUCUCCCUCUCCCCCCCUCUCCCCUCCCCUCCCUCCCCCACCCCCGCUAUGCCCUGCCAUUCCCGUUACCCCUCAAUGCCAUCCCCGUUCCUCAUUGCCCCUGACAUUUUGGAUUGCCUCAACGCCCCCAACAGGGUUGGAGCUGAUGGAAAUGUUAGAGAAGAUGGGCUAGCGAGUGGCGGCCAGCCAGCCAUGGGGCUCAGGCUGAUGGAGGUCUUAGAGAGGAUGGGCGAGCGCGUGGCGGCCAUGGGGCUCAAGUGCGGCGAGAGGCGGCUGCACCAGCUGGCAAACGUGUUUGGGGAGAUGCGGCACCCCGAAACCGUCUUCUCCCACUUCAGGCUCGACGCCCACGAGCAGGAGACGCUGUUUCGUUUCAUGCAGGAAGAGGUGGAGAAGCUGGGGGACGUGCGCAACUGCAUGGAGCGACUCAACACUCUGCGCUCGCUUCUCAGAAAGAAGAAGCCUGCACCAGCCACAAGCCUUCUGUCUGAGCUGCAAGCUGCCUCAGCUGACGCCCUGGGCGACGGCGACGGCAAGGAGGAGGCAGAGAAGGAGGGCGACUCGUCCUCGUGGAUGCCUCGCUGCGACCUGCCAGGGGCCGAGGAGAUCCUCAAACUGACGGCAACCAUCUCAGAGCUGCAGAGCCGGUGCCUGUGGUCUGUUGAGCUGGACCAUGUCGUGCGGCUGCUGGUGCUGGCGAUCAUCCUCCUGAGGGACAGAAUCAUCUCCGUCUUUGCCAUCAACGCCCGCUCCUCCGAUGCCUUGACUCGCGAGGGCUCCCUGGGCCGCGCUGGGCUGGCGCUGCGCUACGCCAAGGUCAUCAAUUUGGCGGAGAAGCUCAUGAAAUACCCCUUCAUGGCUGCUGGCAGCACACGGUGGGAGUACACUGGCGCGGGGGUGGCGCUGCGCUACGCCAAGGUCAUCAACCUGGCGGAGAAGCUCAUGAAGAUGAGUGACUGUAAGGAGCACACUGGGGCUGGUGUAGUGCUGCGCUACGCCAAGGUCAUCAACCUGGCGGAGAAGCUCAUGAAGUAUCCCUUCAUGGCUGCUGGAAGUACAAGGGACGAGCUGGACGAGCUGUACGGGCUGCUGACCUACAGCACCAAGAAGGACCUCGCCCUGCGGCUAUCCCGGCCUGUGACCUCCUCCAAGAGCAAAGACACCAAGGCAGAAGAAACCGGCAGCAAGGGUGCUGGCAAGAAAGGGGAGAAACGAAAGGAUGGAGACGAGGAUGAGGAUGAUGGGGAUGAUGGGGAUGAUGAUGAUGAUGAUGAUGAUGGAUUUACUUGGUUGAAGAAGCCUAGUCCGUUGAAUGACCCGCGCGGUUUGGGUGGGAAAGGAGGAGGGGGAAAGGGAGGGGAGGGGGAUGAGGAGGACGAGGAUAUGGAGGAGUGGGAGAGGCGCAUGCGGAAAGCGUUGAGUCUGCUGCCCCUGCUGGCGCAGCACACGAUUGCAUGGAACGAUGCUAUCACUGUGAAGCCCUCGUCGAACCGCAAGGCAACGCGUUUGCUGAGAGUACAGACCCUGUACCACGCACAGAAGGCGGUGAUUGAUGCCUCUCUCCUCGACGCUCUGGAGGGGGUAUCCCGCCUCGUCGCCUCCGAUGCCUCCAACCUCACGCAGCUCAACUCCCGCAAGAUGGAAGCUGUAGCUGCCGAGGCCCGCAAAAAGCUCGACAAAACUUCCGCAGAUUCCAAAAAGCCCCGCGCGGUCAUGAUCUCGGGGAUCUUCAAGCCUAAGCGCGCCGCAGCAGGGAUCGUGCACGGCGCGCCGCUGCCCAUGGUGUUUGAGCCGGCGACAGAGGUGGGGAAGGUGACGGAGAAAGGGAAGGCCCCGGAGCUGUCGCCGAGGGGUGCUGUGCCGCUUUCGCCCACUGGGGCGUCUGCUGCUGAGCCUGCUGCGAGUUUUCUGGUGAAAUCUGGGUCGGUUUCGGCUCCCAGGUCGGUUUCUCCUGCUUCUGCUUCUGCUGCUGCUGCUGCUGCUGGUGCGGCCUCUGCCCGGACUAGGUUUCCCACGUCGGCAUCCGUUUCUGUUGCUGGCUCUUCUGCUGCUCCCUUCAGGUCAUCUGACUUGACUCAGAGAGCCCCCCGCCCUCUCCCUGCACUACCAGCAGCAGCUGAUGCAUCCACCCCAGGCCAAACCGCACCUCUGCUCUCUCCCUCUCUCCUCGCUCAGUCUCUGCUCUCCACCUCCUCUCUACCAUCUUCCCAGAUAUCUUCACUCGUCGAAGCCACCCCUUCUCUGUCUCCUCCCCCCUCUGCCACACCUCCCACCCCACCACCACCUGACACCCUCGACUCCCCCAAAAGCCCUCUGAAACCCCGACCUCCCUCACAGCCCCCCGUGCGCCCCCCUUUCCGUGGCUCGGCCGCUAAUAGCGUGGACUUAUCUGUGGGAGGUGACAACCCGAGGUCUCCCAGGGGGUUUGUUCGGGCUGGGGCUGAGGCGUCAGGGGGUUCUGCUGGGGCUGGGAAUCUGGAUGGGCCGCCGCGGUCCCCACGUGCUUAUGUGCACUUCGCUGAUCCACCUGCUGGUUUGGGUGGUGAACGCAGUGGCAGUAGCAGCAGUGGGAGUGGGAGUGGGAGCGGGGAUAGGGCCGAAGCAGCAGCAGCAGGUGGAUUCAGGGAAGGUGCAACCAGGGACGGUUCAUCUAGCCCAGCAUCACCCCACGGCCUUUCUAGACUCAGCCCCAGCACCCCCUCCAACAGCACCACCCCAGACAGCAGCCAUGCCAACCGCCCAGUGAGCCCUCUCGGCCAAUCACACCGCUCCACGCCCUCCAUUACAAUCAUACCACCGUCCCACAGCCGAGUGUCAUCCACCUUCCGAGCGCCCGUGCCCCCCGCCCUCCUGUCGCCCACGUGUGUAAUCUACGACUCCACUCCCAAGUCCCCGGCGCCUGUGGCGAGCCUGCAGCGGCUCAACGCAAGGAAGGAGACGCGUGACGAGCCGCACCUCCUCUCGCCCCACCACGCCUCCCAUGCUAGGCUCUUCUUCCAGUGUCUCCUCUGGAUCUGUCAUGUCCAGCCGCCCAUCCGAUGCAAUCACGUGUGA